AUGAUCAAGGAGUGGUUCAAGGAUUACCGCGGUAAGUUACACCAGCGGUAUAAGCAGUGUGUGAGCCACGGGGAGGUCGCACUGUCCGCACCACCGCACGUGACCCGUGAUGACUGGCAGAUACUCUGUGAUAAAUUUUCAUCUGAUUCUUUUCAGAAGAGGAGCAAAAUAAAUUCUGACAACAGGAAAAAGUUAGAAGUGAACCACGUAGCUGGUUUAAAGUCAUUUGUACAAUUUCGUCACGACAUGCGAGAUUCCGUUACUAGCCAGGAGCCCGGACCAGUAGACUUCUAUAGAGGGACUUACUGUCGGUAGGCGACGGGAUCUUGGGUACAUCCUAGAGCCAGCGAGAUUUGGGUAAAAAUUCUUACAUUGUAAAAUUUAAUUACAUUAAAUUAUAAUAAUGUCAUU
Molecule: messenger RNA, 411 nt
Organism: Magnolia sinica
Lineage: Eukaryota; Viridiplantae; Streptophyta; Magnoliopsida; Magnoliales; Magnoliaceae
Exons: 3
Coding region: 1-315 (104 amino acids)
Source: RefSeq, a predicted model, not a curated record